AUGUCGUGCAACGCUGCGGAGCUACUUCCUCUCCUAGGCGGCACAGAUAAUGCUAGCGCCGCUGCUUCGUACCUAUGUGACCGUUUUACGACGGUGACAUACGCCGUGGACAACACGUACUUGUUGUUCUCGGCGUACUUGGUGUUCGCCAUGCAACUUGGGUUCGAGAUGUUGUGUGCUGGCUCGGUUCGGGCUAAGAAUAUGAUGAAUAUCAUGCUUACGAAUGUUCUAGAUGCGGCUGUUGGCUCGCUUUCGUAUUACUUAUUUGGAUUUGCUCUUGCUUUUGGUGCCCCUUCUAAUGGUUUUGUUGGGCGUCAUUUCUUUGAUCUUAAGAACAUUGUUGGGCGUCAAUUAGAGAUGAUAAUAUUCCAAAGAAAAUUACCGAAGAUCAACGCCGGUCGAUCCUUAAAGCUCACUUGA
Molecule: messenger RNA, 420 nt
Organism: Chenopodium quinoa (quinoa)
Lineage: Eukaryota; Viridiplantae; Streptophyta; Magnoliopsida; Caryophyllales; Amaranthaceae
Product: ammonium transporter 1 member 2-like
Exons: 1
Coding region: 1-420 (139 amino acids)
Biological process (GO): ammonium transmembrane transport; ammonium homeostasis
Cellular component (GO): membrane
Molecular function (GO): ammonium channel activity
Source: RefSeq, a predicted model, not a curated record